Molecule: messenger RNA, 3229 nt
Organism: Alnus glutinosa
Lineage: Eukaryota; Viridiplantae; Streptophyta; Magnoliopsida; Fagales; Betulaceae
Exons: 4
Coding region: 472-2826 (784 amino acids)
Source: RefSeq, a predicted model, not a curated record
UUUGGCACUCUUCUCUCUCUCUCUCUCUCUCUCUCUCUCCGCACACUGUGUAAGCCGCUGAGGAGGGCUUCAAAAAUCUCGAAAGCAAAACCUAACUGAAGAAGAUCAGAGAAAAUAGCAAAAAUAAACGCAAAAUAUUAAAUGGGUUUUCAAAAGAAUUGAAAAAUAAAAAUAAAAAUAAAAAUACAAAGAACAUAAAUUUUAGAUCCUCUCCUUCCAGCGCCACUCUCCUACGCGUUUUUGGUUCUUCCACUUCUGCCAGAUCUCUGUCCUCCAUAAACCGUCCAAUCCAAGCUCUUCUUUAUCUUUCUUCCUCUGUUUAAAAAGGACAAGCAUUUGUUCAUGAAACCGAGGCUUUGGACAAUUUUUUGCAACUUGAGAAUGGACGGCCGAGAUUGAUUUUUUUGAGAUCAGAGUGUUUUUGGUUUUUUUUUUUCUUUGGGUUCUUGUUUGUUGGUUGUUAUUUCUGAGAUGGGGAGUAGUUCUGGUGAGGCCAAAUCCAACGGCAUCGAUGCAUCGGUGGGCGGGUUGGUUUGGGUCCGCCGCCGAAACGGGUCGUGGUGGCCGGGCCGCAUAAUGGGCCUCGACGAGUUGUCGGAGGGAUCCUUGGUUUCGCCGAGAUCGGGGACUCCCGUUAAGCUUCUGGGCCGCGAGGACGCAAGCGUGGAUUGGUAUAAUCUUGAAAAAUCUAAGAGAGUGAAGUCAUUUCGUUGUGGGGAGUAUGAUGAAUGCAUUGAAAAAGCGAAGGCUUCUGCAGCUAAUUCCAAUAAAAAAGCAGUUAAAUAUGCUCGAAGGGAAGAUGCCAUUCUCCACGCUCUUGAGAUUGAGAGUGUUCGGCUUGGCAAGGAUCGCGUGGACUUCUUCCAAAGGGAUAAUUCAGGUGUUGACCUUGGUAGUUCCGCCAGAGAGUCACCUAGCAUGUCUCAUUCUGGGGAAGAAAAUGAGGAUAUGGCUGACGAUGUGAGUGAUUCUGAAGACAAUUCAAAUUCGGCACCAGAGUUAUCUCAAUCUGGUAUAUCUUUUGAAGAUCCAAAUCAUAAUAAUUCUUCUAAGGUCCAACCUGUCCUAGGAAGAAGAAGAAGAACCCCAAAUGAUUCAGAGGAUGAUGGAACAGAAGGGGUUAAGCGUAUGAGAGGACUUGAGGACCUGGGCAUGGGUGUAGUGUCGAAAAGGAAGGCUGGAGGGGUGCUUGAUCUGGUUCAACAAGAUGGUGCUUCACUUUGUGAUUCAAGUGCUGGGAAUUGCACUUCUAAUGGAAGUCCUGUCAAUGGUAGCAAAGGUUAUUCAUCUUCACUCAGAAGAAAGAGAUCUCAAGUGCCAAAUGUUCACGAAUUCUUGAAAAGAAAAAAUCGUCGCCGACCAUUGACGAAGGUUUUGGAGAGUACAGCCAUGGUGUCUGUUCCAGUUAUUUGUGAUCAACUUCCCAGUUCAAGUGGCUCACCUCUUCAGGGUGUAUCUGAUAGCAGGGUUUCUGGAUUAGAAUCUAAUGAGUCGAAGAAAUCUGUGAUUAUUAGCAAUAAUUCAGACAGCACUGGAGUUUCAUGUGAGAAUGGAGUCCCUUUAAAUGCUUCUGAACAUGCUUGUGACGCUUCCCAUAUCGUUUACAAGACGAAGGAGAAUGAAAUUUCCAGCAUAACCGGGUUAGCUGAUCAUGAUUCUUCUGACAGGUUAUUUGAUGUGCCAUUUGUUGGGGUCCUUGGGGAGGAAAAACACACAGCAGGUUUUUCGCCUAUACCUGUGUCUUUGUCAUCUGGAAGGCAUCAUGGUGGUGCAUUGGGAAGACAAUCUAGUCAAAGUUGUCAAGCUGAAGCUGUAUCUUUGAGAAAUGAGGGACUUAAUGAAUCUGUGUCUACCAGUUCAGCUGCUGUUAAUAAUAUUAGCCCGAGGAUAGAGAAAGGUACUUCAAAGUGGCAGUUAAAAGGAAAGAGGAAUUCAAGACAUUUAAGUAAAAAUAGAAAACAGGACUCCAGAAAAUAUGUGGACAUGGAUGAUGAAUCCAAUGCUUAUUUGGCAGGUAUAGAACACUCGGAGGGUUCAGAUCAGAAAGUUGAUUGCACCGGGAUUGGUGGACACCCCACUUCAUAUAAUUGUACCUUACGAUCAAAGUGCAAACCAGAUGCUGAGGGCCCAGUAGAUGGGUUAAGGGAUUGGAGCAAGCGUCUGUCUCAGAGGGAUUCUCAUAUGAGAGUGCCAACAGCUGAGGCAAAGCUAUCACCUGAUGGCUCUUUGAGACCUCAAAGGUCACUUCCAUAUCGUCAGUCCCGCUUUACAGUUCACUCUAGAUAUCAGAUACCAAAUUUCCCUGUCAGAAAUAUUAGUGCUGAUGCUUCAUUAUAUGAUGUUAAGCUUGAGGUGAAAGCCAGCUAUCGGCCCCAGCAUGUUCCGUUGGUUUCCCUAAUGAGUAAGUUGAAUGGAAAAGCCAUUGUCGGUCACCCUCUCACAGUCGAGGUUUUGGAUGACGGCCAUGGUGAUGAUCUGUUGAGCGGCAUGGAGUGCAAUCUGGAAGUCGGUGAAAUGCAUAAUGCUGCUAAGCCGAAUUCAGUAUCCGGUAGAGGUCCUACCAAGAACUUGGCAUUGCAACCGCGUUUUUCACCAACCAAAUCACAAAAAAUGAAGAAAUCUGGGUCAUUGUCCAAAAAGAUACGGAAACUGUCUUCAUUGACUGGUCACAAGCACUCUGAAGAAGAGCGGAAACCAGUGGUAGAUAAGCCUAAAGGUCCUGUUAUAGCUUGUAUCCCACUAAAACUAGUCUUCAGUAGAAUAAAUGAAGCAGUGAACGGAUUGGCACGGCCAACACACCGUGUAUUAGCAUCAAGCAAUCCAUGAGUUUGGUUCCAAGGGAGAAGUUGCAGUUGCUGGAUUCUACCUCUAAAUUUGGUUCUUUGGUAUUUAUUAGGUAUUUUGAUUCGGUUCAGCAGCCAAGCGGCUGCCUUUAUUUAACCGUGCUGGGUUUGCAGCACCAUAUAUUCUGCCUUUCAAGGUGGAAUCCUCCUCUACAAUUUCAUGACAUUUCGUUAAUGUACAACUGGUAGGAGUACGGCCAAAGGAGGCUGCUCUUGGCUCUGUAUAUAUUGUAACAUUAUGUAAAGAUGGUGAUCUGGUAUUAGGUAUUGGUGACCUGAUAUUAGGUAUUUAAUUCAGGUUGAUUCGGAGGCAAUAACUUCAAUCCCCAUGCACUUGGGUGUUGGCCAUGAUUAGUAAUUUACUCCAAUCCACCUUUUCUUUAUCA